CAGGAAGGACCGUGGGUGUCCUCGUGUGUCGUACUUCGCGAUGAGCUUUUGCACGAAACUCGCCGUGUACAUCCUCAUUGGCGCCAUUCCCAUUCUCUCCGUGGCAAACGACCAGCGGGUGAGCUGGGACGGCUGGGACGAACAGUCACAAAGCCCCGACCCUACCACGAACUCACCGUCUGUAGUGGAUUUGGACGUGGACAGCUCACAUGGAUCCGAGUACCGGGGAGGGCUGCACGAUCUUGUGAGGCAGUGCGCGGAGCGCCUGGAUCUUCCAGGAUAUACUUGCGAGAAAAAUUCUUCCUCCGCCGAUUUCCGGAUACCGUUGAUGGGAUCUGGUGACCUUCCUUGCGGGUUUGAGACUCGAUUGCCGACAUCAACAUUUGAGGACCUCGCAUCGAGGUACGCGAUUCACUUCAUGGGGGAUAGUACCUCCCGUCGAUUAGUAGAGAGCUUCAUCUCCAUCGCGACCGGCAAUAGGUCGGCCCACGUGUACUACCACGAAAGCAGGAACUUGACCGUCGACGGAUUACAGGUGAACUUUCACUGGGCGCCGUAUUGCAGACAGGUUAAGAAUGAAAGCCUGCACGAGAUAAUGGAUAACCAGGCGCUGGAUGGUGGCAGGCGAGCAAUAAUAGUCACCGCGUUUGGCGUCUGGGACUCUAGUCACGGAGGUGGCGAUGAGGCUGCCCUGGGCGUGUGUGCGGACGCAGUGAGAAGCCUUGUGCAAGUCGCGCAACCUCCUCCCGCGGGCAGCACAACGGCUGAGAACAUCGCUGCAUCUCCGCCCCUGGUUUUCCUGCUUCAGAAUAACCCUUUCCUUCCCGGUUCGGAGCAAGACCUCUUCUUGAGGGAUUUGCAUCAGAUUCAGCGAGAAAUUGUUGAUAGUGGUGAACAAGAGGCAGUGUAUCUCGUGCACGAUAGAGAAAGUAUAUUCAACCGCUUGUCAUGCUACAGGAUGUCCGAAUCGAUCCAUUUUAACGAUCCCGUCAAGCUCGUUGAGGGUAAGAUGCUUUGGGAUCUGAUUGAACUCGUUGCUCGUGCCGAUACCUAA
This is a messenger RNA of Ectocarpus siliculosus, 1054 nucleotides long. NCBI's taxonomy places the organism in Eukaryota, Phaeophyceae, Ectocarpales, Ectocarpaceae. The record is from the annotation of a GenBank genome assembly.